This is a messenger RNA of Anthostomella pinea, 297 nucleotides long. The record is from the annotation of a GenBank genome assembly. NCBI's taxonomy places the organism in Eukaryota, Fungi, Ascomycota, Sordariomycetes, Xylariales, Xylariaceae.
AUGAACUUCAUCACGAUCAUCGCCUCUCACCGACUCAGCGGCAAGUCCAAAGCUAGCUUCUCGAAAGAUAGUCCCGAUCCCGCCUUGACCAGAGAGGCAAAGUCGACACUCGACAGACCGACAGACUUGAGGCUAAUGGUCAAAUACGAGGCCGGCCUGGAGGAUUCGUCCCGUGGCCACUUCGGAUUCCCAGCCGACGAAAGCUGGUCCGCCCCGUCCACUUCGGCUCUACUAACGACGAUAGAGGAGGUAGGCCUCCGACACUAUCGGGACACAGACAAUGGCCAAGCCUCGUGA